AUGUCUAUUGAAACAAAAAAUCACGAACUUACCGAGGAGAAAAUUAGUGAUACGAAGAUAGUUCCAAUUGAUGUAGAAGUUAAUCAGCAGAAUGAUAAAACGAUGGAUAAGGAUAUGCCCAUUGAGAACACUUGUUCUGUAGAUAAUAUUUCGAAUAAAAUGGACUCUGAAGAUGAAAUCACUGCUGGAAAGGAUGAUGUAAAGUGCGGGUACCGUGUUUUAAAAGAUCCUGAUUGGGUAAAAGAAUGUAAUUGGAGAUCAUUACCAAAUAAUGGAGUUGACGAAGCGGUUAAAGAAUUCAUGACAUGUAAAAUACAUGAUCCGAAGAUGCCCAAAACACCGAGGUAUAGACCAACUCCGAGAUUUCUUAAUUUCCCCAUCACAUUCGAACCAUCGAAUCCGGUAUUCAAAUCAAAAGUAAACAAUGAUCCAAAGGCCUAACCUAACUUCACUGUGCAUUUUAUAUACCUAAUGAUAUUUCCGCCAUAAAGUUCUCAGUAUUUAUCAUUUUGUAAUUGAUUUUUUUUUUUUUUUUUUUUUAAUUUAAAUGAAAUGUUUUGUUUCCAUAUGAUUUCCAUAAUUUACUAGAUAAUUGUACAAUUGAAUUCACUCAGCUUAUAAUAUAAUACAAGUACACAAUAAAAUGUGUAUGUAUAAUAAGUACAAAUCUAGAAUCUUAAGUAAAUUUAGUUUGAACUUUUUUGUAUUUUUAUUC
This is a messenger RNA of Aphis gossypii (cotton aphid), 715 nucleotides long. RefSeq lists its product as uncharacterized. Lineage: Eukaryota; Metazoa; Arthropoda; Insecta; Hemiptera; Aphididae. The record is from RefSeq and is a predicted model, not a curated record. The transcript has 2 exons. Bases 1 to 441 code for a protein of 146 amino acids.